Messenger RNA from Prunus armeniaca (apricot), 525 nucleotides. Lineage: Eukaryota; Viridiplantae; Streptophyta; Magnoliopsida; Rosales; Rosaceae. The record is from the annotation of a GenBank genome assembly.
AUGGCUGACGUGGCAGAAAGCGAGCGGAGGAUCCUCGUGGCCGUCGAUGAAGGAGAGGAGAGCAUGCAUGCUCUCUCUUGGUGCCUCAAGAACGUUGUUUCUCAGAAUUCCAAAGAUACCCUUAUCCUACUCUACGCCAAGCCUCCGAGAGCAGUGUACACGGCUCUAGAUGGCACAGGUAGGAGAGAGGAUCCAUCAGGGUAUUUGUUUUCCUCGGAUAUUUUGGCGGCGAUGGAGAAGUACGGCGCUGAGGUGGCGGCCUGCGUGCUCGAGAAGGCCAAGAAGAUGUGCAAAGACCUUCAGCAGGAUGUUAAGGUGGAGGCGCGAGUAGAGAAUGGUGAUCCGAGGGAUGUGAUUUGCCAGAUGGCCGAGCAGCUUGGUGCUGACGUGUUGGUCAUGGGAAGCCAUGGCUAUGGUCUCAUCAAAAGGGCAUUCCUCGGGAGUGUGAGCAACCACUGUGCGCAGAAUGUGAAGUGUCCUGUGUUGAUUGUGAAGAAGCCAAAAACAAAUGCUGGCACCAAAUGA